AUGGAUUUACUUCACCAAGCAAAAACCACACUAGAACCAUUCACAACACUAUUAUGGAUUAUUCUCCCACUCACUAUGUUUCUACUAGUAAAUUUCUCCUCAAAAAUCUCCAAAAGAUUAUCAUAUCCACCAGGACCAAAAGGGUUACCCUUAAUAGGUAACAUGAACAUGAUGGACAAACUCACACAUAGAGGCUUAGCAAAUUUAGCAAAACAAUACGGCGGCGUUUUGCACCUUCGCAUGGGGUUUAUUCACAUGGUAGCAAUCUCAAACGCGGAAGCAGCGCGUGAAGUGUUACAAUUGCAUGACAACAUAUUCUCGAAUCGCCCGGCGACGAUCGCCAUAAGUUAUCUCACUUAUGAUCGCGCUGACAUGGCGUUCGCUCACUACGGUCCGUUUUGGCGUCAGAUGCGGAAGCUAUGCGUCAUGAAGCUCUUCAGCCGUAAACGCGCGGAGUCGUGGGAAUCAGUUAGAGAUGAAGUUGACGUUGUUAUCACCAAUGUUAACGAUAAUCUGGGAAAAUCAGUUAACAUUGGUGAGUUGGUUUUUAAUUUGACUAAGAAUAUCAUCUAUCGUGCGGCCUUUGGGUCGAGUUCGAAAGAAGGUCAAGAUGAGUUUAUUUCGAUACUUCAAGAGUUUUCGAAAUUGUUUGGUGCUUUUAAUAUUGCGGAUUUUGUUCCUUGGUUGAGGUGGGUUGAUCCUCAAGGUUUGAAUGCUAGGCUCGUUAAGGCUCGUGGUGCGUUGGAUGGUUUUAUUGAUAAGAUUUUUGAUGAACAUGUUGAGAAGAAGAAGAGGAAUAUGAGGGGUGAUGAAGAUAGUGAUAUGGUUGAUGAAUUAUUGGCUUUUUACAGUGAUGAAGCUAAAGUGAAUGAUGAAUCAGAUGAUCUUCAUAAUUCUAUCAAACUCACUAGGGAUAACAUCAAAGCCAUCAUCAUGGAUGUCAUGUUUGGAGGAACAGAAACGGUUGCAUCAGCAAUGGAAUGGGCUAUGUCGGAGCUACUAAGAAAUCCAGAAGAACUCAAGCGCGUGCAACAAGAACUCGCCACCGUGGUUGGCCUAGACCGGCGCGUGGAAGAAUCAGACAUAGAGAAAUUAACGUACCUAAAAUGCGUCGUCAAGGAGACGCUUCGUCUUCACCCGCCGAUUCCACUUCUCCUCCACGAGACAGCGGAGGACGCAACAGUUGGUGGUUAUUACGUACCCAAAGGCUCCCGCGUGAUGAUAAACGCGUGGGCUAUUGGGAGAGAUGGAGAUUUAUGGAAGGAUGCAGAAGAGUUUAAGCCUUCAAGAUUUUUAAAUUCAAGUGCACCUGAUUUUAAAGGAAGUAACUUCGAGUUUAUUCCGUUUGGGUCGGGUCGAAGAUCUUGCCCCGGAAUGCAAUUGGGCCUGUAUGCAUUGGACUUAGCUUUGGCCCAUUUACUUCAUGGUUUUACUUGGGAGUUACCAAAUGGAAUGAAACCUAAUGAAAUGGAUACGAGUGAUGUUUUUGGACUCACCGCUCCAAGAGCGAGUCGACUUGUUGCUGUUCCAGCUAAGCGUCUUGUGUGCCCUCUCUGA
This is a messenger RNA of Lathyrus sativus (Indian pea), 1557 nucleotides long. Lineage: Eukaryota; Viridiplantae; Streptophyta; Magnoliopsida; Fabales; Fabaceae. The record is from the annotation of a GenBank genome assembly.